AUGGUAGGUGUUGCUGUGUGUCAUUGUGGCCCAAAGUUAUCAUACCUUUUCUUUGCAGAUGAUAGUUUGAUCUUUUGCAAGGCUUCUUUUAUAGAAUGUUAUGCCCUUCAAAGAAUCCUAGGAGUUUAUGAGAAAGCAUUGGGCCAACAGCUUAUCCGGGCCAAAACGUCACUAUUCUUUAGUAAAAACACCCCCACUACAAUCCAAGAGGAGAUAAAGCAAAGAUUUGGUGCACAAGUUAUUAAGCAACAUGAGAAAUAUUUGGGUCUGCCUUCGCUGGUGGGAAAGAAAAAAAGAAAUACCUUCAAUGAGAUUAAAGAGAAGCUUCAUAGAAAACUGGCGGGAUGGAAGGAAAAGCUGCUCUCAAAGGCGGGAAAGGAGGUGCUCAAUAAGGUGGUGGCACAAGCUAUUCCAAUGUAUACCAUGAGCUACUUCAGAUUACCGGAUUCACUAUGUGAAGAAUUGACAAGCAUGAAAAGGAACUUUUGUGGGGUCAACAGAAGGAAAAGAAGAGAAUAG
This is a messenger RNA of Quercus robur (English oak), 519 nucleotides long. RefSeq lists its product as uncharacterized. The coding region runs from base 1 to 519 and encodes 172 amino acids. NCBI's taxonomy places the organism in Eukaryota, Viridiplantae, Streptophyta, Magnoliopsida, Fagales, Fagaceae. The transcript has a single exon. The record is from RefSeq and is a predicted model, not a curated record.